Molecule: messenger RNA, 1158 nt
Organism: Abrus precatorius (Indian licorice)
Lineage: Eukaryota; Viridiplantae; Streptophyta; Magnoliopsida; Fabales; Fabaceae
Product: adenylate isopentenyltransferase 5, chloroplastic-like
Exons: 2
Coding region: 121-1113 (330 amino acids)
Biological process (GO): tRNA modification; cytokinin biosynthetic process
Cellular component (GO): mitochondrion
Molecular function (GO): tRNA dimethylallyltransferase activity
Source: RefSeq, a predicted model, not a curated record
AUCAUACUCUUUAAUUCACGCACUCCUCCUCUCCCAAGCUGCACCAUCUACUACCUUUUUUAUAUCCUUUUCCGCUGCUCGUCGCAUCUUAAUUUGACAGUGACGGUAUAGUGAAAGAAAAUGAAAAUCUCAAUAUCAGCGUGUGCCUGCAAGCAAGAGCUACCCCUAGUAAAUUUCCAAAAGGGAUUAACGAUGGAGGCGUUGUUUAAGCAAAGGAAGGAUAAGGUGGUAGUGAUAAUGGGGGCCACGGGAACCGGCAAGACGAAGUUGGCCAUAGACGUGGCAAAACACUUGUAUCCAGCGGAGAUAGUGAACUCAGAUAAAAUGCAAGUUUACAAAGGUCUUGACAUCACGACCAAUAAGGUGAGUGAAGAAGAGUGUGGUGGAGUCCCACAUCAUCUGCUUGGCACAAUUGAUCCUAAUUUAAAUUUCACAGCCAACGAGUUCUGUCGCUACGCUACUUUGGCCAUCGAUUCCAUUGUGGAAAGGGAUGGCUUACCCAUCAUUGCUGGCGGGUCCAACUCUUACAUAGACGCGUUGGUGAACCAUCACACGCAGUUUAGGCUAAGGUAUGAGUGUUGUUUCCUCUGGGUCGACGUGUCCCUCCCAGUGCUUCAUUCCUCCCUCCGCACACGUGUGGACCGCAUGAUCGAAGCUGGCCAAGUCGACGAGGUUCGUCAAUUCUUCCAACCUCACGCCGAUUACACCAAAGGGAUCCGAAGGGCCAUUGGGGUCCCCGAAUUCGACGAUUUUCUCAGAGCAGAGGCUUCUUCCGCCGAUGAGAAAACCAAAAAGAAGCUUCUAGAAGCUGCCAUUGCUAGGAUCAAGGUUAACAACUGCACGCUCGCCAAUCGCCAGCUUCAGAAGAUUCAUCGCUUGCACGGUUUGUGGAAACGGACCAUGCACCAUCUCGACGCCACCGAGGCGGUCCUCAAUAGCGGCUGUGAGGACACGUGGCACCAUCACGUCCUCGCCAGGAGUUUAGCAAUACUUCACAAGUUUCUUUACGAGGAAACGCAUGUUCCCGCCGGAAUUAUGUCAACCAAAGAUGUAAUCGCCGCUGUUUCUACGCCGCCGCCGCCGCCCAAGGUAGCAAUGGCUGCUACCCAUUAGAGGUAGGGCCGGAGAAUCUAUACACAAAGCGCGCAUGCUUCAACG